Sinocyclocheilus rhinocerous is the source of this 3806-nucleotide messenger RNA. Its product is annotated as M-protein, striated muscle-like. Lineage: Eukaryota; Metazoa; Chordata; Actinopteri; Cypriniformes; Cyprinidae. The transcript has 34 exons. Bases 111 to 3806 code for a protein of 1231 amino acids. Gene Ontology annotation, molecular function: protein binding. The record is from RefSeq and is a predicted model, not a curated record.
GGUAAAAUGGUUUGAAAAUUGAGCAGGAGCUUUCCAACUGCUCUCAGGCUGCUCUUCCAACACUCAAAGCUCUUCUUUUCUCUUGGGGUCUUUUUCAGAGUGUUCCCGACAUGCCUGCGAAGGGCGUUACACUUUAUCGGCAGGAGCAAACGCAACAUCAAAGCUCAAAACAUGUUGUCCAACACUCAAGGAAAUCAAGCUCUCAGGUAGUGAAGAAGAAGCAGGUCCAGGCCUCUGAGGCUAUGGCGGAACAAACCUACACAGUGCCAACCUUCAGGGAGAGGGCUCCUGAAGGCAUGCAGGAGUAUCAGAGAAUGGCGACUCACUUUGGAAGAGAUUUGGUUCAGCUGCAGCAGGAGCUGCACAGGAUGAAAGUGGCCACAAAGGAGCAAGUGAAGAAUAUUGAGAUUACUAGAGAGGUGAAGGGAAUUAUGCCUUUGAGGAAGGAUUAUCCUGUUGAGGUUCCCAAAGCACCGGACUUCCUGAUCAGUCUGAGAGCUCACACUGUGUGGGAAAAGACUCCCGUCAAGCUGUUCUGCACCGUGUCUGGCCAACCCAACCCUAUUGUCAAAUGGUAUAGGAAUAAUGUUGCCAUUGAACCCUUGAAUGCUCCUGGAAAGUACAAAAUUGAGAACAAGUACGGGGUUCACAGUCUGAUUAUUAGCAGAUGUGCAGUUACUGAUUCUGGAGUGUACAGUGCUGUGGCAACCAAUCCGCAUGGAAAGGCCACUUCCAAGGCUACUGUCUGCGUCAGGAGGCCACUAGGGGGAGGAGAGCUCUCCCAUCUGCCAGGGCAAGCUCCUCUGUUGGGCAUUCAUCCCAGCAAGCUUGAGGUGACCCUGCUGGAGUCAUUUGGAGUGACGUUUGGUACCGAAGGAGAGUCUGUUCAUCUGGUGGCCAACAUGGUGGUGGUGCCUGAUCUGCCAAACCUGCCACCCGAGGCCAUGUGGUACAGAGAUGAUACAUUGCUGAUGCCAUCCAGGUGGGCUGAGAUGUCAAUUGGUGGUGGGGUCGCCAAGCUUACACUUCCUCACCUGAACAAGGAUGAUGAGGGUCUUUACACGCUUCGCAUUUGGACCAAGGAUGGAACUGCUGAGCACAGCGCUUACCUGUUUGUUAAAGAUGCCACUCCCACAGUGGCCGGGGCCCCUGGAGCCCCCAUGGAUGUUAAAGUCUCUGAUGUCAACGCAGAUUACAUCCUGGUCUCCUGGAAACCUCCAAACACCACCCAUGAGGCUCCCAUCACUGGAUACUUUGUGGACAGACGCAAGUCAGGAACCAAGGACUGGGUCCAGUGCAAUGACUCCCCUGUGAAAGUGUGUAAGCUGCCCGUCCACGGCCUGAGCGAGGGGGCUUCCUAUCACUUCAGAGUGAGGGCUGUGAACAAAGAUGGCAUCAGUCUGCCUUCCAGAAUGUCUUCUGGAGUGACCGCUGCAGAAGUGGAGAGUGAUGUGGAAGUGAUUAAAAUCGAAGGGAAAUAUGACAUUGCGAUUCGACAGGAGGAACUACAAGGAGUGUAUGUAACAAUACCAGGUCCACCCACCAAUGUGCAUGCUACAGAAAUAAACAAAACAUACAUUGUUCUGAGCUGGACACCACCUAGCCCUCGCGGACGGGCACCUGUGUGGUACCUCAUUGAGAAGUGUGUAGGUGACAGUCACGUCUGGCAGAGAGUCAACACUGCGGUCAAGCUACGAUCUCCCCGUUACCCUGUUUACGAUACGGAGGACAAGAAAUCUUACCGUUUCCGUGUAAUCACUGUCAACAAGUAUGGCUCAAGUGAGCCGUCAGAGCCCACAGCACCCAUCCAAAAGGUGGACCCUUAUGGUGUCCCCUCUGCCCCAGGACAGGUGAUUGCUUCCAGAAACACUAAAACGUCUGCUUUUGUGCAAUGGGAGGCCCCGAAACAUGCUAACAACCUCAUGGGUUACUAUGUGGAUGCCUGUCUGGUCGGCUCCAAAAAAUGGUUCCCUUGUAACCACAGGCCUUACAAACACACCAGGUUUGUGGUCCAUGGUUUGGUCCCCGGAGAUACUUACGUGUUCCGUGUGCAAGCCGUGAAUGCUUACGGGUUGAGCGAAGAAUCACAGGAAUCUGCUCCUCUCUUCAUUGAUGCUGCUCUUUCUACUCCCUCUGCCCCAUACGGCAUCAGUCUGCUGAACUGCAAUGGAUCCUCCAUGACCCUGGCCUGGAAACGCCCCAAAAACACCGGCGGCUCUAAGAUCACAUCUUACUACCUGGACAAGCGUGAGGCGGGAUCAGUCGACUGGAAGGAGGUUAGCCCCAAUCCGGCUGUCCACAGGACCUUCACGGUGGAGAAUCUGACCAGUGGAGUUUUCUACGAGUUCAAGGUUCAGGCUGCUAACUUGGCCGGAGUUGGCCUGCCGUCUGAGCCCAGCAAAGCUUUUGCCUGUGAGGCCUGGACAAUGGCUGAACCUGGCCCAGCGCACGACAUUAGUUUCUGGGAGGUGCGUGACACCUCUGUCCUGGUGCAGUGGAAGCCUCCUGUGUACAGCGGAGACUGUCCCAUCACUGGCUACUUUGUGGACAUGGCUAAGAAGGGCUCAUCAGAUUUUGCCGCUGUGAAUGCUGAGCCAAUUGGGCAUUGCUACUUGAAGGUGGCUGGACUAGAGACUGGAGCAUCAUAUGUGUUCAGAGUGCGGGCUGUGAAUGCUAAAGGUGUUGGAAAAGCCUCAGAUGUGUCCGAUCCUGUAUGUGCAAAAGCGCUGCCAGGUACAAAGGAGAUUGCAUGUGGUGUGGAUGAAGAAACCGGAGACAUUUUCUUAAACUUUGAAGCUUGUGAAGUUUCCGAGACCUCUAAGUUCACAUGGUCAAAGUCCUACAAAGAAAUCACUGAAUCAAGCAGGGUCUCCAUCACGUCCUCUGGAAGACACUCUAAGCUGACAUUUGUAAACACUGAGAAGGAGGAUUUGGGCGUCUACUCUGUCGCGGUGACUGACACAGAUGGAGUUUCAUCCAGUUACUCCGUCAAUGAAGAAGAGCUCAAAAAAAUGCAGGAGCUGAGCUACAACAUCAAACAUCCCAUUGUUCCGCUGAAGACGGAGCUGAAUUAUGAAAUUCUGGAGAAGGGUCACGUGCGGUUCUGGGUGCAGGCUCUGAAGUUGUCCUCCUCUGUCAACUACAGGUUCAUCGUCAACGAUAAAGCCAUCACGAGUGCUGAGGGUUACAAAAUCAGCCAUGAUUCAGUGUUUGAGGAUAUCAUCAACGCCAUCGCCAGUAUUGCUGGUUCCUCUGCCUCUGACUUGGUUCUUCAGUGCACACCAGAGGGUAUCAGACUGCAGUGCUACAUGAAGUACUACACAGAGGAGAUGAAAACUAGCUGGUUUCAUAGAGAGAGUAAGAUCUCCUCCUCAGAGAAGAUGAGAAUCGGAGGCACAUCUGAGAUGGCCUGGAUGCAGAUCUGUGAGCCCACAGAUAAGGAAAAGGGACAUUAUACCAUUGAGAUUCAUGAUGGGAAAAAAUCACACUCUCGCACCUUUGACCUUUCUGGACAAGCAUACACUGAUGCCUAUGCAGAGUUCCAGAGACUUAAAGCUGCUGCCUUUGCUGAGAAGAACCGUGGUAGAGUGGUAGGUGGCCUGCCAGAUGUUGUCACCAUUAUGGAGAAGAAGAGCCUGAGUCUUACUUGCACAGUGUGGGGUGACCCCAACCCAGAGGUCACCUGGUUUAAGAAUGAGCAGGAGGUUGUGUCCGAUGACCGCUUCAAGGUCACCUUCGAGGGCGGCAAGUUCGCCAGCCUCACUAUCAAUAGUAUGUACGUGGAAGACUCCUACACCCUCCGUUAA